AUGCGCGCCUUCUUCCGUGUCGGAGUGACUGCGAUGCCGUCGUCUGCGCAGCUGUGCGCUAUGCGCACGCUGUACAGUGACAAAGUCCAGGAUCACUACAAGAAUCCUCGGAAUGUGGGAAAGCUAGACAAGAACGACCCGAACGUUGGCACCGGGCUGCGCGGCGCGCCGGAGUGCGGCGACAUGACGCAGAUGCAAGUGAAAGUGAACCCUGACACAUUGGUGAUUGAAGACGUCAAGUUCAAGGCAUUCGGCUGCGGGAGCGCAAUCGCCGCGUCCUCGUACGCGUCGCAGGCGAUUCGUGGUAAAAGCGUUGCGGACGCGCUGAAGCUGACGAACAAGGAGAUCGCGCAGGAGCUGUCGCUGCCGCCCGUAAAGCUGCACUGUUCCAUGCUGGCGGAGGAGACAAUUCACGCUGCGGUGGAGAACUACCUGUCGAAGAACCCGACACUGAAAAGUAAGGUGUUGAAAAGAAAGGAGGAGGCCAAGGAGGAGUAA
Molecule: messenger RNA, 498 nt
Organism: Leishmania braziliensis MHOM/BR/75/M2904
Lineage: Eukaryota; Euglenozoa; Kinetoplastea; Trypanosomatida; Trypanosomatidae
Product: putative iron-sulfur cluster assembly protein
Exons: 1
Coding region: 1-498 (165 amino acids)
Biological process (GO): intracellular iron ion homeostasis; iron-sulfur cluster assembly
Cellular component (GO): cytoplasm; mitochondrial matrix
Molecular function (GO): 2 iron, 2 sulfur cluster binding; ferrous iron binding
Source: RefSeq, a predicted model, not a curated record